Messenger RNA from Pyrgilauda ruficollis (rufous-necked snowfinch), 980 nucleotides. It is a transcript of the gene PDCD1LG2, whose product is annotated as programmed cell death 1 ligand 2. The coding region runs from base 15 to 980 and encodes 321 amino acids. Gene Ontology annotation, biological process: cell surface receptor signaling pathway; cellular response to lipopolysaccharide; negative regulation of T cell proliferation. The record is from RefSeq and is a predicted model, not a curated record. Lineage: Eukaryota; Metazoa; Chordata; Aves; Passeriformes; Passeridae. Gene Ontology annotation, cellular component: external side of plasma membrane. The transcript is spliced from 6 exons.
AUCUACCUGAAAAAAUGUUCAAAAUCCUCACAAUACUGUUGCUGGAAACAAAGCUCUCCAUGGUCUCAGCUUUAUUUACAGUUGAAGUUCCUCAACAGCUGUACACUGCGGAGUAUGGGAGCAAUGUCACCAUGGAAUGCAGAUUCCCUGUGAAUGGCUCAGUGGAUCUAGGACUCCUGACUGUUGUCUGGGAGCAGAAAAGGCAGGGCUCGUUGAAAUCAAAAGAGGUGUACACAUUCCGCAGUGGGAGGGCACUCCAUCCAUCUCAACAUCCUGAUUACAUAGGAAGAGCAUCACUUCUGCACAGUGAACUGAAGUUGGGACGAGCCAUCCUCCAGAUCACCAAUGUUAAGAUAACAGAUGCAGGAUCAUACCUUUGUCUCAUUGACUACCAGGGCGUGGACUACAAGUACAUUGCUUUGGAAGUAAGAGCAUCUUACAGGAGAAUAAACACUCAAGUAAUGAAAAUACAAGGUGAAGACAAGUUUGUUUUUAUGUGCCAGUCAGAAGGGUUUCCUCUGGCAAAGGUUUUCUGGCAAAAUGAGAACCUCAAUCUCAGUGGAUCUGCAAAUACCACCUAUACACUGACUGCAGAUGGCCUCUACAAUGUCACCACCAUCCUGACAUUCAAACCAAAUAUGAGUGAGAACUACACUUGUGUCUUCUGGAAUAAAGAACUGAAUGGAGAAACUUCAGCUCACUUUUCCACUUUAGCUUUAAUGAGUACACAGUAUAGUGGACAAAAAUUCCUGGUCUCUUUAAUCAUCCCCACAUGUGUGACUGUAGCUGUCCUUCUCUCUGCACUAAUAAUAUUUCAGAAGAGAAAAUCAUUCAACAAUGAGCAACCCAAAAAAGACAGGAAAAGAAAACUGAACCCUAAUGCAAAGGAUGAGAACAGUGAUGAUUUUAACUCUCAGACUGAGGCUUUAUACUUGUCAACUGUCACAGCUUCAAGAGACUGUGGGAGUGUGAGUCUGUGA